Molecule: messenger RNA, 1128 nt
Organism: Trematosphaeria pertusa
Lineage: Eukaryota; Fungi; Ascomycota; Dothideomycetes; Pleosporales; Trematosphaeriaceae
Product: NAD(P)-binding protein
Exons: 1
Coding region: 49-810 (253 amino acids)
Source: RefSeq, a predicted model, not a curated record
CUUCGUUGUCGUUCCGAUGCGACAACAACGUGGACGGAAUCCACCGCAAUGUCUCUCAACGCCCUCUGGCAGCAGUUCUUCCCUCCUGCACCGACCUUCACCGAGAAGGAUGUCCCUCCUGGCAGUCAAGGGGGAAAAGUCUUCAUCGUCACCGGUACGAAUUCAGGCGUAGGCUUCGAGCUCGUAAAACUUCUAUAUCCAUCCGGAGCCACCGUCUAUCUUGCUGGCCGUUCGCGAGAAAAGAUCGAACAAGCCAUCUCGGCGAUUCAGUCAUGCUAUCCUGGUGCCGAAACACCUGCGACUCUCCGACCUCUGCAUCUCUAUCUUGAUGAUUUGACAACGGUUAAGCCAGCUGUCACUGCUUUCGCGUCGCAAGAGAGGGGGUUGCGCAUCCUGUGGAACAAUGCAGGGAUGGGAUGCACAACUGGAUCAUCCUCAAAGCAAGGCCUUGAGAGCCACAUCGGAGCGAAUUGCGUUGCACCACUUCUGUUCACAAAACUGCUUCUCCCGUAUAUGAAGACCGCUGCGAAGACGUCAAACGAGGCAAGCGUACGCAUUGUAUGGACGGGAUCUGUGCGAAUCGAGAUGACUGCGCCCGCCGGUGGCGUUGACAUGGAGCGUAUGGAGAGCGGGAGGACCGGGACAGACCCAUGGACCGAUUACGCUGCCUCAAAAGCGGGAAACCUUUUCCUUGCUCAUGAAGCGGCCCAGAGAUGGUGCCGAGACGGUAUUGUCAACGUGUGCGAGAACCCGGGCAACCUGCUAACGCGAUCUAUGCAAGGGAGAGCUGGUUGUCCAUGGCCUUCUUGAAGAGGUUCGUCUUAUAUGAACCAAAGUAUGGAGCUUACACUAUGCUCUAUGCGGGCUUUUCACCGGAUAUCACCAUGGCACAUAACGGAGCAUACAUCUGGCCAUGGGGAAGGAUCCGUCCCAAUGCUCGCGAGGACAUUUAUCGAGCGAUCCAGGAGGGCCGGGCGAGGGAGUUUUGGGAAUGGUGCGAGACUCAGAUGGAACUGUACGUUGUUCACUGAGCCUAUCUACGGUCACUCUGGCAAAAGCUUCUACCAUGGCAUUCUAUGUUUGCUUAUGAUUGCCUCUUCCACUCCUCAUAAAGCACCUUCCCCCUCU